CAAAGCUGCGCGCGUGUGAGACGUUACUGAGACACAACCACAGCCCAGCUGACGUUUGUUUGAGAGGAGGAGGAGGCGCCUCGGGUCUCUCAGGAUGCCGCAUCCCUCUCACAAACCUUCAACACAGUCAGUCACAGUGUCCCGUUCCCUGGGCAGGAGUUCCGCGCAUGGACCGAUGAGAGGGAAAACGCGUGGUUCUGAUGGAGAGGGGAAAUUGAUGGACGUGUAAGAGUUGCAGCCACAAAGAACCGGAAAACUCGCGAGGAGACGAACUUUUCACACGGACGAGCGCUCAAAUGAAUUUGACUGAGUAUUUAUUUAACUAUUAUUAUUUAAUGGGCGAAAUAGAAAGUGAUAACUCGUUGUGGAUAUUUGACAGUUAGCGAGGAGGUGGUUCAAAUAACUCAACAACUCGCUUGAUUUUCUUUUCAACUUGCUGUGGUGAACCGGUUUAUGGCUGAAAAGAAGCAACAAAACAAAGACAACUUGACAACUUGCUUGCUCAUUGACACUACUGCAGUAAAAUCCAGCAUUUACAGGCCUGUACAUACUUCAUAUAGAGGUUAGAACAUGGAAUUGACCAACAGGUCCCGUCUUGCCCCCUCCAUCUACCACAUGGAGCUCAACCCGCAAAAUGACUUCAUGGAGGACAACGAAACGAACUCCACCGCUGGAGAGCGAAACUCGCUGGGCUGCGUGCAGAUCCGCAUCCCGCAGGAGCUCUUCUUGGCUCUGGGGCUCAUCAGCCUGAUGGAGAACAUCCUGGUGGUUCUUGCCAUCUCCAAGAACCGCAACCUGCACUCUCCAAUGUACUACUUCAUCUGCUGCCUGGCGGUGUCCGACAUGCUGGUGAGUGUAAGCAACGUGGUGGAGACCAUCUUCAUGCUUCUCAACGACCACGGCCUGAUGGACGUGCACCCCGGCAUGCUGCGCCACCUGGACAACGUCAUCGACGUGAUGAUCUGCAGCUCCGUGGUGUCCUCGCUCUCGUUCCUGUGCACCAUCGCUGCGGAUCGCUACAUCACCAUCUUUUACGCGCUGCGUUACCACAGCAUCAUGACCACACAGCGCGCAGUCAUCAUUAUCGGGGUGGUGUGGUUGGCCAGUAUCACCUCCAGCAUCCUCUUCAUCGUGUACCACACCGACAUCGCUGUCAUUGUGUGCCUCGUCACGUUCUUCUGCGCCACCCUGGUGUUUAACGCCGUGCUGUACCUCCACAUGUUCUUCCUGGCCCACGUGCACUCCAGGCGCAUCAUGGCUUUCAACAAAAACCGGCGCCAAUCCACGAGCAUGAAGGGAGCCAUGACCCUCACCAUUCUGCUCGGGGUUUUCAUUGUAUGCUGGGGCCCGUUCUUCCUCCAUCUCAUCCUCAUCCUCACUUGCCCCACCAGCCCCUUCUGCAAUUGUUUCUUCCGAAACUUCAAUCUCUUCCUCAUCCUCAUCAUCUGCAAUUCGCUAAUCGACCCGCUCAUCUACGCCUACCGGAGCCGCGAGCUGCGUAAAACCCUGCGGGAGCUUGUCCUGUGUUCGUGGUGCUUCGGGAUGUGACAAGGAGCAGAAUGUCUGCAGAAGGCCUGCAUUAUGACAUACACCGUGACUGAUGAGUGCUUGAACCGACUGUAUAUCUGUACAUCGUGGAUAUCAAGGUAUUUCCACACAUUCCGUCUGUGGGGAGGUUGUACACAAUUCCAUGGACUGUGAAACUCUUUUAAUCCAAUAAUGAUUCAGAGAUCCUCGUAUUUGAAGCUGUUUCGAAAACUGCACAAGCUGGCAAGCAUUUUAUUCUUGUUCAAUAAAAGUAAAUGUAUUUUCCUCUCUAAAUCUCGAACAUGUUGGUAUAAACUAAUUUCUUUGAAGAAAUGUGUUCCCACCCUUUUUCAUGCUAUUGGCACUAUUUAAGAAAUCAGGUAAGAAAACAUCUGUAAAUAUGUUAAAGUUGUUGCCACGGUGCAUGUAGUCUGUUGAGCACAGUAAUUCAUUUAGAGACAAUUCCACAAGGAGACUGCUCGUAUUCAGACCAAUUUCUGAGGGUGCUUUUAACAAAAAAUGAUGCUUUGCGAAACAGGAUUUGGAGUGUAAUUCUUACAUUGCGGUGUUAAGCAAUUCAUAGGACAUGUUAAUGUUUGACGUUACCAAUGAGCUCCCUUUGACCCUUCCAUUUCCCUACUAUUUCAAAGUGGUGUCCAUCCUGUCAACUUCAUCCUAAAAACAUAUACAUUUACUCCAAUGUUCCUAACUGCUGGCUAGAAAAUAGUUUGUUUCAUUUUUCAAGCAUGCCAAGAGAAAUGGAUCGAUAUUAAAUGACACGUAACAGAAAAGUGUUGCAUUUAGCCUUUCGAUGACACGACAGCAAACUCUCGCUGCAGUCUAAUUAUUGGCGUUGUGGGUGUAACUCUGCGUGCCAAAAAUACAUUUCUGGAUUACUGAAAGGGGAAAUAUGGUUGAAAUCACAUGGCCUGCCUGGCUCAAGGCCCCGGGGCACAAGAGGGUUUAUGAGAGAAGCCAUAUCAAAGUAACAUUUUGAAUGGUUCUCUGAGAUGUGCAAAUAAGGGAGACUUCUUAAAGAUUUGGGCCUGGCUUAUGCCGCUCAAACAAGUGGGACUUUAAGCCUGGUGGCCUGUUCUUUCUUUUCGUAACAAAAAUAAUACUUCUUUACUCAACCUAUUGCUCUUGAAUUUAAGAAUCUCUCCUUUCUUAUUAUUUAAUUAUUAUAUGACAUAUUUUUUAUAGAUCCUGAUUUGCUGUAAAGAGGAUCUGACUUUUAGUCUCUGAGUGAUCUUAAUAAACCGUGAAGUUAAGCCAUAUGUCUGUAUUUGAGCCAAGAAGUGUAUUGUUGCCCCCCAUUGAAUUGUUGCAGAGUUGUUGCCGUAUUACGGAAAAAGACUUCUAAUAAUUCAACUUUCCUGGUUAGAUGACAGCAACCGAGGGUGAAAUUCAUAUGUGUGAAAUGUAUAUUUGUGUGCACAUUGUACUGUUUAUGUGUUGCCAGAUUGUUUGCUGACACAGUCCCUGUUUGCUACUGAAUAUAGCAUCAUUUUCUUCGAGUCAAUUGGGGUUAGGGUUAUUAAUGAAUGAAACAGUUGGAAUGUUAUUAUAUUUUAUUAUAGUGUUAUAAUCUAUUUUCCUUGAUGUGUUUUGUCUUGAUGUUACUGGCACAUGGCACAUUAUUCAAGAACAUUCCUGCCAAAGGCCUUCUUCUUAUAGGUCCUAUACAUACUAACAAGAUACUACAGUUUCUCAGAGAUCACCAUCAUGUGUUCGGGUAACUAAAUGGAGAUUUUUCCAUUUAAAAGUUGUAAAAAAAGAUAUGUAAAAUUGUACACCUCAACGAGUGUCUCUGUGAUAUGAAUUAAAAGUAUUUACUUCCACUCCUUGAACUAACAUGUUUAUAA
Pungitius pungitius (ninespine stickleback) is the source of this 3392-nucleotide messenger RNA. It is a transcript of the gene mc1r, whose product is annotated as melanocortin 1 receptor. The record is from RefSeq and is a predicted model, not a curated record. Gene Ontology annotation, biological process: adenylate cyclase-activating G protein-coupled receptor signaling pathway; regulation of metabolic process. The transcript has a single exon. Gene Ontology annotation, cellular component: plasma membrane; cytoplasm. Gene Ontology annotation, molecular function: melanocyte-stimulating hormone receptor activity. The coding region runs from base 571 to 1548 and encodes 325 amino acids. Lineage: Eukaryota; Metazoa; Chordata; Actinopteri; Perciformes; Gasterosteidae.